AUUAGCCGCUGGAAUGCGGGAGCGCGCAGGACGUUGAGUGGAGGAAAGAGCGGAACUAUUAGCGGAGAACACCGGCCGAAUAUAGGAGAAGCGAGAGAGAGAGAGAGUGACCGGAUAAUGGAGCGCCCCCUAUGCCCCAUCUCUGAUUUACUGCUGAGCAGAUCAUACAUGUGAGGAUCCACCAGAGGACUUCCACGCGGAUCUGCCCCGUGGGCACAGUAUGGCCCAGAUCUCCAACAGCAAUGGCUUCAGACAAAAGGUGUCCUCGUCUGCACACACAUUGGGAACAAGAGAUGUGGGGAAGGAGGAAGCCUUACAGAUGGAGACCGAGGCGUUGGACAAGCUGCGGAGAGACAAGAGACAGGGCACCACCUUCAUGAGGGUGCAGCAGAGAUCUGCCAGCCCGGCCAUGCCUGAUCAGGACCUCAUGGUGUUCCCGGAGAUGGAUGCCAAGACCACAGCACAAAAGUCUCUGCAUAACAUUGAUUUAGAGAAACUUCCGCUCGCUGAAUUAGAAAAGCUGCUUCUGGACGACAGUUUUGAGGUGGUCCCCAAGCCCCCCGCUGUACCUCAGACUCCUGUGUUGAAUCCGUCUGUGUCAGCACAAUGUUAUACCAUCCCCUCGUUUCAGUGCAGUCAGUGGGCACCCCAACCGCCGGUGCCUUGCUCCUUACAGCCGACCUUCUCUGCAUCAUAUUUAAAACGCUCUGAUCCUUUCCAGAAUGGCUUCCACCCCUCAGUGCGAUGCAGGGAGCCGGUUUUUCUCAGUCUUCCAACACCCACCCAAUAUGUUUCCUUCCCCAUGCCAGCUCGUGCUCCCUUCCCUAUGAGGGGAACCUUGCCGGCAUAUUCCAGCGUUGUCACCCCUGACAUGGCGAAGUUAUUUGAUAAAAUAGCAAGGACGUCAGAGUUCUUGAGGAACGGGAAGUCCAACCAUGAAACCCAGUUACCCCGAACCCCUGGCUCCCCUGGGAAUGGUGUCGUAGACAAGACAGAUGACAUCAGCAAGUUCGACUGGCUGGACCUGGACCCCCUCAGUAAACCCAAGGUGGAUUCUGUAGAGCUCUGCAGUGGCCAGGUCAGUGAGGCGGUGUCCUUCGGGUCGUCUGCUGGAGAUCCCUGGGAUGCUGUAUUACAGGAGGAGCAGCCUAUAAAAUCAUCGUACUGCGAGAGGAAAGCGAGUGGCAAAUCUCCAUCAGGGCCCACAGUUGCCAGAAGCCACUCGUUAAACCUGCGGUCAGCACCCGGGCAGCUGUCCAGGAGUCAGAGCACCGAGAAUGAUGGUGGGACCAGCACGAAGAUGCCCCCGGGAAGCUCUUUCCUGCAGGAUAUGGAGGUGCAAAAUGAGGAAGUCACAGCCUUCUGUAAAGAAGUGGAAAGGUUGAGGACGCUCUGCCCCAGUGACAGCUCGCUCAGUAAUCCCGGCUUUGUGCUGAGCCCCGUGAUGACGCAGUGGACGCCGAGCAGCGAGAUCUCCAGCACUAAGGUGUCCAUAGAGAUUGAGGGCUUCCAGCAGCCAGUGACAUUCACUUGUGACGUGAGCUCUCCGGUAGAGCUGAUCAUUAUGCAGGCGCUCUGCUGGGUCCAUGAUGACCUGAGCCAGGUGGACAUUGAGAGCUAUAUCCUGAAGGUGUGCGGCCAGGAAGAAGUGCUCCAAAAUAAGCAUUGUCUGGGCAGCCAUGAAUAUAUCCAGAUGUGCCGUAAAUGGGACACGGAGAUCCGACUGCAGCUGCUGUGUCACCGCACCGUGUGCAGGGCACUGGCACGGACUGCUGAAGAUGACAAGACACCAGUUGACCUUAAUAGACACUUGGCCCUGCUGGACAGGCCGUUCAAAGAGCCAGUCACACGGAAGGACAUCGAAGAAUUACUGGAUGCCUACCAUGAGCAAGUCAGUAUGUGCCUUAAAAAUGAGAGCAAUCCUUACAGAGCGGCUGACCAAGUCAUCAAAGUGGUGAGGAAUAUCUGCAGGACCGCACACAGUGUGGAGACGCCUGCCAUUACAGAGUGCAUCAAGAAGCUACGCAGGGCAGUGAACCUGCCGCGCAGCCGUAGUGUGGAGGGUCCCUCCAGUCCUGCUGCUGGAAGUAACCUCACGGCUUCAGAUGGCUCUCCAGACUGUGACAGUCCUCUACAGGAGAGUUUAAGCCACUUAACUACUGCUGUGCACACCCUGCUGCAGCUUCAUCUCGCCUCCUGCACCCCUGCUACCAACCCAAGCAGCAGUAGCAAGCCCCUGAAGGAAGCUCGCACCUCAGAUGACCAUCUCCAAUUCACAAUAUUUGCAGCUCAUGGUAUCCCUACAGCUUGGGUUUCCAGUUUUGAGAAGUAUUUUAUCAUCUGUUCCCUGCUGUACAACGGGAAAGAUUUGUUCAAACCUGUGCAGUCUAAGAAAGUGGGGACCUACAAGAGCUUCUUUUAUCUCAUCAAAUGGGACGAACUAAUUAUCUUCCCCAUACAGAUGGCGCAGCUGCCCCUGGAGUCCAUUCUGCAGGUGAAGAUGUACGGGGUAUUAAAUCCGAAUAGUGGGGGCUCUCCAGACUCCAACAAGCAGAGGAAAGGGCCCGAUAUGCUGGGCCAGGUGUCUGUACCCCUCUUUAACUUUAAAAGGACUCUGACCAGUGGAACCAAGCUAUUAAAUCUGUGGACAUCAUUCCUUACUAACACCAUGCCAGCUGCUAGCCUGGGCAGAAAAGUCACCCAGACACAGAAGCUGGUCCUGCAGGUGGAUUUUCCUUCGCCUGCCUUUAAUAUCGUGUACAAAGCCCCAGAUCUAACUGGGAACGUUGUCCCCCUGAGCUUUGAGACACUGGACAAAGACUCCAAGAGCCGGCUCCUGUCACUUCUCACCAGAGAGUCUCCCUCCGGGAUGUCAAAGGAAGAUAAAGCGUUCAUUUGGGAGAAACGUUACUACUGCCACCUCUACAAGGAUUGCCUUCCAAAGGUCCUGGCCAGUGCCCCAAAAUGGGAUGUGGCCUAUCUGCCGGACAUCUAUGCUCUGAUCCACUCGUGGCCGACCGUGAGCCCAGUGUGUGCGCUGGAGCUUCUGAACUCUAGGUUUGCUGAUCAGGAGGUCCGCGCAGCAGCAGUAGGCUGGAUCCGGGACGGGAUGAGCGAUGAUGAGCUGGUCGAUCUUCUCCCACAGUUUGUACAGGCCAUUAAAUCUGAGAUCCACCUAGACAAUUCGCUGGUGCGGUUCCUGCUGUCUCGCGCUCUGGGUAACGUCCGAGUUGCUCAUUAUUUGUACUGGUUGCUUAAGGAUUCUCUCAAUGAUCCACAUUUUGGGCCCCGCUAUGAGCUGGUUCUUGGGGCCCUCCUUUCUAUAUGUGGUAAAAGUUUACGGCAAGAACUAGAGAAGCAGACCAGGUUCACGCAGCUGCUGGGGGUCGUGGCAGAAAAAGUCAGACAAGCAAGUGGUUCUGGGCGACAGGCGGUUCUGCAGGAAGGCAUGGAGCGCGUGCAGCUGCUGUUCCGUAAUCACAAGAUUCGUCUGCCUCUUAACCCCAGCCUGGAGGCCAAAGAACUGAAUGUGAAGGCCUGCUCCUUCUUCAAUUCUAAUGCUGUUCCCCUGAAAGUGGCGAUGGUUAAUGCCGACUCCAUGGGAGAAGAGAUCCACUCCAUGUUUAAGGUGGGAGAAGACCUGCGUCAGGACAUGCUGGCCCUGCAGAUUAUAAAGAUGAUGGACAAGCUGUGGCUGCAGGAUGGCCUGGACAUGAGGAUGGUCAUCUUCAAGUGUCUCUCCACAGGCACAGACAGAGGUUUGGUGGAGCUGGUGUUGUCCUCAGAAACACUGAGAAAGAUCCAGGUGGAGUAUGGAUUGACGGGAUCCUUCAAGGACAAACCUUUGGCUGAGUGGCUGCGGAAAUUCAACCCAUCAGAGGAGGAGUAUGAGAAGGCCUCGGAGAACUUCAUUUACUCAUGUGCCGGCUGCUGUGUGGCCACCUACGUCCUGGGCAUCUGUGACCGCCACAAUGAUAACAUCAUGCUCCGGAGCAGUGGUCACAUGUUUCACAUCGACUUUGGGAAGUUCUUGGGACACGCUCAGAUGUUUGGUAGUUUUAAGAGAGACCGAGCUCCCUUUGUGUUGACGUCAGACAUGGCAUAUGUCAUUAAUGGAGGGGAGAAGCCCACCAGACGCUUCCAGCUCUUCGUGGACCUGUGCUGCCAGGCAUACAAUCUGCUCAGAAAACACACAAACCUCUUCCUGAACCUGCUGUCACUGAUGCUGUCAUCUGGGCUGCCAGAACUAACUAGUGCUCAGGAUCUAAAAUACGUCCACGAUGCUCUGCAACCACAAGCCACGGACGCCGAGGCCACCAUCUUCUUCACCAGGUUGAUUGAGUCCAGUCUGGGGAGUGUGGCCACAAAGUUUAACUUCUUCAUCCACAAUCUGGCACAACGAUUUUCAGGGCUCCCAGCAAGCGAUGACGCGAUCCUGUCCUUCGCCCCUAAAACCUAUACCCUAAAGCAAGAUGGCCGCAUCCGAGAGGCCUCGAUCUUCACGUACCACAAACGAUACAAUCCGGAUAAAUACUACAUCUACGUGGUGCGGGUGGCACGGGAGACACAGGAGGAGUCGCUCUUUAUAUUCCGCACCUUUGAUGAGUUCCAGGAGCUGCACAAUAAGAUGAGCAUCUUGUUUCCUCUCUGGAAGUUACCAGGUUUUCCGAGUAAAGUCGUCCUGGGAAGAACUCACAUAAAAGAUGUGGCGGCUAAAAGGAAAGUAGAGUUAAAUAGCUACCUCCAGGAUCUGCUGAACAGCUCGGCUGAGGUCUCGGAGUGUGACCUGGUGUACACCUUCUUCCACCCGCUGAACCGAGAUGAGAAGAUCGAUGAAUGUGAUGUCGCUGUGCGCGGUGAACCUCCCCUCAGCCCGACAGCCGGCAAGAUUGAAGGGGAAGUAAAAUUAUCUAUUUCUUACCGGAACGGGACGCUUUUCAUUAUGGUGAUGCACAUAAAGGAUCUGGUGACAGAUGAAAGCACAGACCCAAAUCCUUAUGUGAAAACGUAUCUGCUCCCAGACCCCCACAAAACAUCCAAACGCAAGACCAAAAUUGCCCGGAAAACCCGCAACCCAACCUUUAACGAGAUGCUGGUGUACAGUGGGUACAGUAAGGAGACCCUACGGCAGAGAGACCUCCAGCUAAGUGUCCUCAGUGCCGAGUCUUUACGGGAGAACUUCUUCCUCGGCGGCCUGACACUGGCCCUUAAAGAUUUCAACUUGAACCAGGAGACGGUGAGGUGGUACAAGCUGACGGAGGUGCCGUACCCCUGAGACCACCCCGGGUGCCCACCAUGACCACUAUUACUGAGCGGUGGUCAGUGCUGUCAUAAUCCACUAACCACGGGACUUCAACAUUCCACAACCACUCGCCAACCGUGUGCCACGUAUGAGCGCCACCCUGUGAGCGGAACAUCUCCGCACCCUAAACCCCCCCACCGCAGCAAUAACUGCUCCUGCCUUACCCUGCUGUACCCAAGGGUGGCCGGCCGCCCCUGCUCAGCCUAGCUGUAAAUACAUUUUAUUAGAAUAUUGAGCACACGUUGAGGCGUCACACACCCCGAGAUCUGCAACCAAAGUUUUCCUUCUCUAAACAUUUCUACUUUAUUACAGUAUCAUGUACUGCACACAUCCAUAGGGGGCAGCGUGCCCCACCACAUUCCUGAACCGGCCGCUCUAUGGAGUCUUCAGCAUCUUGUUUUUUUUUUGUUUUUUUAUGUAAAUUCUCAAUUGUUCUGAUUUCUUGUAAAUCUUCAAAUCUCCUACCUAUUGAUGAUGAACUUCCUGCAGCUGCCACCAGGGGGAGCUGACUGCCAAACUGCACACAGUCCACUGAGCUGAGUGAUGCCAGGGCGUGCAGUGAUCUCCCCCUGGUGGCCGCUGCAGAAACAAAUCCAACCACUAUGUAUAAAUAGCCUCAGAAUGUUGGACCCGAAAACCACCCAGUGACUAAAGGCGGAGGGUCACUUUAUGUCUGUUUUACUCAGUGGUGCCCUCUAAUCCAUUUUCUCAGAUCUUAUGCUGCGGUUCUGAGCCCUGGAGUGGCGGAUUAACAGAGUUUUAAUGUAUAUAUCCAUUUCAGUGAUUUUGGGGCGAAGUGAUGGCCCCAUUUGCCACUUCCAGAAUUGGCGCAGAGUUUUGUGCGUCCUGUAUCUUUUAGCGCAUAACGCUGUGUAUAGAUUGUACAUUGUAUUUAUUGUGCCUGUUCAGAUGAUGAAUCCGUCGCUUUUACCUCUGCCAGGGACAAGCACCGUUCUCUCCACGAAUUUCAUAUAUCUGUCAAACCUAACAUUUCUCACUGACCUAUAAAUAAAAUUUUGCUAGUUUUGCAUUAA
Bufo gargarizans (Asiatic toad) is the source of this 6336-nucleotide messenger RNA. It is a transcript of the gene PIK3C2A, whose product is annotated as phosphatidylinositol-4-phosphate 3-kinase catalytic subunit type 2 alpha. The record is from RefSeq and is a predicted model, not a curated record. Gene Ontology annotation, biological process: cell migration; phosphatidylinositol-mediated signaling; phosphatidylinositol 3-kinase/protein kinase B signal transduction. Gene Ontology annotation, cellular component: plasma membrane; cytoplasm; phosphatidylinositol 3-kinase complex. The transcript is spliced from 34 exons. NCBI's taxonomy places the organism in Eukaryota, Metazoa, Chordata, Amphibia, Anura, Bufonidae. Gene Ontology annotation, molecular function: phosphatidylinositol binding; 1-phosphatidylinositol-4-phosphate 3-kinase activity; 1-phosphatidylinositol-3-kinase activity. Bases 221 to 5275 code for a protein of 1684 amino acids.